AUGGUGGUUCAUCAGUUGGCAUGGGAACCACUCCUGGAGGCGAGCGGCGUACGCCCCUGGAACGCAUCUGCUCCCGCUUCAGCUUCGUCCGCCACGCCAGACUGGGCAACGAACCUGACACAACUUGUCAAAGAGCAGCAUGCUCUAGCAGAGAAGUCUGUCUCUGAAAUGGAGGCAUGCAAGAAGCAACUGGAAACUGCCACUGCGGAGUUGCAUCGCCUCAAAGCAAAGCAAACAACUACUUACUCCUUUCGUAAGGAGAGCUGCAAGGAGCAUCACGACUUUGUGGACCAGGUGGAGGCGAAGCUGGAGGACGCGGCCCGGACCAUCCCGGAUGGACCUGCCAAAACCGCCAUCAUGGAAGCUAUCGUCAGUUUACUAUCUGCAAAAUGCAUAGAGAAAACCACUGCUGACAAGAUCAGCAUUUGUAGCCCUCUAGGUGUAGUUGAGCAGAAAAAGCUGAGGCUGAUCCUAGACCUGCGAUAUCUCAACAAGCACCUCCUGGCACCUAGGUUCAAAUACGAGGAUAUCAGCACCCUUCGAACCAUGUUUGAAACGGGGGAGUAUUUUUUCUCAUUCGACCUGAAGUCCGCUUACCACCAUAUCGACAUUGAUCCCAGGUAUCACAAAUAUUUGGGAUUCAAAUGGCGAGGAGAGCUCUACACAUUUACAGUGUUACCUUUCGGACUCUGCACCGCACCACAUGUAUUUACGAAAAUCACCAGAGAUCUGGUGCAUUGGUGGAGACGCAAUGGUCACAAAUUGUUCAUGUAUCUAGACGACGGUGCGGGGGCAGAAUCGUCACAGACUGCUGCUAGUAAGCUUGCUGAUAUUGUUCGGGCAGACAUCCUGAAAUCAGGUUUUAUUCUCAGUGAGAAAAGCCGAUUCACACCAUCACAACAGGGAGACAUGCUGGGCUUCCAUGUUGACCUGGCCCAGGGCACCAUCAAGGUGACCGAAGCGCGCGUAGAGAAACUCUCGCACCUCCUCACCACAACAAACCUUGAUCAUGCCACAGCCAGAGAAGUAGCCAAGAUCGCAGGCUCCAUCAUCUCAAUGAGCCCAGCUUUCGGUACGGUAACACGGCUACAAACUAGAGCAAUGUAUGAGGCUAUCUCCACAGCCGCCUCGUGGGAGGAGAUUGUACAUGCGACUCCCCAGCUCCGCAAUGAAAUCACGUUUUGGUCGGAAAGCUUCCAUAAAUUCCACGGUCGCCCGCUGAGGCCCCUCGUAGCAGCUUCUGCAGUUCUCACUUGGUCCGAUGCCAGCGAAACUGGGUGGGGCGGAUACUCCGUUUCAAAGCUCGGCACCUGCGUUGCCAGAGGACCGCUUCCACCAGAGGUACGUGAAACAAGCAGCACUCUCCGUGAGCUCAUUGCCGUUAGAUACGUGAUACUAUCUCUAUUACCAGUCUUGUCAGGAUGCGAAGUGAUCCACCGAUCAGAUAAUCAGGCGGCAGUCGCGAUAAUCGCAUCUGGCAGCAAACACCCCCAUCUUCACGACGAAGCCCUGGCACUCUUCCGUAUCUGCAUCCGACAAGGUAUCACGUUCCGGGCAGAGUGGAUACCUCGGGAAGAGAAUGAGAGAGCUGACUUCUUCUCAAAGGUGAAGGACCAGGACGAUUGGCAGCUUGCGCCAGACGUCUUCCUAAUGCUUGACCGGAAAUGGGGCCCACAUACAAUCGACCGCUUCGCUACUCCGCAGAACGCUCAGAUGCAGCGCUUCUGCAGUAGAUGGUGGUCCCCAGGCUGCACGUCUGUGGACGCAUUCUCCGUGAGCUGGAACGACGAGAACAAUUGGAUCGAACCUCCAAUCCACCUCAUCGGUCGCACGAUUCGCCACAUGCAAGCUUGCCACGCAGACGGCACUCUGAUCCUCCCUUUCUGGCCUUCGGCCACAUGGUGGCCACUGCUAUGGUCUCCAGCGGGCUUCCGAGAUAUGGUGGUCGAUCAUAUGGUCAUCCCGCCUCGGGAGAACCUUUUCAUCUCGGCCCCACAACAUAUCCCGGGUUGGACGGCACUGGAGCAACUAGCGAAGGAGGACAGCGCUAUCGGCAAGCUGAUGCACCUUCUGCCGAAAGUGAUGCUGUGCGGGCACGCACCCUCGACCGUUCAGACGUACGCCAGAGGCUUCAAUCGCUGGCAUGCGUUCGCAUCAUCAGCCUCCCUCACCGCAUUUCCCGCUGACGGUCUUCACGUUGGCCUCUACCUUGUCCACCUACUGCUGUCAUCCUCAUCACCGGCACCCGUUGCCACCGCUGUUGCAAGCAUCUCAUGGGUGCACCAGAAAGCAACGCUCCCAGACCCCACCCGACACGCAUGUGUCGCUCAGUGCCAUCGGGCUGUGCAGAGAUUGCUUGCGCGCCCUGUCAAGCCGAAGAAGGCACUCGUGUCCACGGAAGUGCAGCGCAUCAUCGAGCACUACUCCGACUCGUCCACUUCCCUGGAUGACCUGCAGACAAUCACCCUCAUUGUCUUGGGCUUCUCCGCAAUGCUGCGAUGGGACGAGCUGCACCGCCUGACGCCUUCCGACAUCAGUUUUACAGACACCCACAUGGUGAUCUCGCUGCAGCAGAGAAAGAACGACCAGUUUCGCAAAGGCCACCAGGUGUAUAUUGCCAGAUCUGGGCUAACCACCUGUCCCGUCGAGCUGGUGCAGCGCUUCCUCACCGCUGGCAAGCAUCUGCCCCACCAGCCUCUAUUCUGUCGCUUGGGCAGCUGCCGCAAGCAGGCCAUACUGAGGCCUAUCGCCAUCAGCUACUCGUGCGCCCUGGAGAAGGUGCGAAAAUGCCUGGCCAUCGUCGGCCUUGACGCCAAGGAGUACGGCCUUCACAGUAUGCGCUCUGGAGCCGCUUCUACUGCUGCCAGUGCUGGGACCGCUGACAGACUAAUCAAGCGACAUGGUGGUUGGAAGUCGGACUCCUCCAAGAAUAGGUAUAUAGAGGAGUCGCUUCCCCAGCUCCUCCAGUUGUCUCAAUCUCUUGGCCUAUGA
This is a messenger RNA of Sycon ciliatum, 2991 nucleotides long. RefSeq lists its product as uncharacterized. The record is from RefSeq and is a predicted model, not a curated record. NCBI's taxonomy places the organism in Eukaryota, Metazoa, Porifera, Calcarea, Leucosolenida, Sycettidae. Gene Ontology annotation, molecular function: DNA binding. The transcript is spliced from 3 exons. Bases 1 to 2991 code for a protein of 996 amino acids. Gene Ontology annotation, biological process: DNA recombination; DNA integration.